GACUGACUGAAGGUCUGAUGCACCUGCUGAUCCUGCUGGUCGAUGUUUGACUUUGUGUCGCUCCUCCUUCAUAACCACAAAACCCUGCUUUAAAACUCACUGAAACCCAGUCAGUCGCAGGCCAGCAGACCCUCUUUAUUGAUAUAUUAUUUCAAAAGAGUCAAACAUGGAGACAGCUUUCUCACAUCCACCCCAAUCCAGCAGCAGUAAGAGGAAAGUGAUCGCGGUGGUGGGAGGCGGUUUGGUUGGAUCUUUGAACGCCUGCUUUCUUGCCAAACGGGGUUUUGAUGUUGAAGUCUAUGAAUCUCGGGAAGAUAUUCGGCAGGCUAAAGUCGUGAAGGGUCGAAGCAUCAACCUGGCCCUUUCCCACAGGGGACGGCAGGCCUUAAAACAUGUGGGGAUGGAGGAUAAGAUCGUCUCUAAAGGUAUCCCAAUGCAUGCUCGCAUGAUCCAUAAUGUGAAUGGAAAACGUUCCCCAAUACCCUAUGGCAAGAAGGGACAGUACAUCCUCUCCGUGGACAGAGCAAACCUCAACAAAGAGCUGCUAACAGCGGCAGAAGCAUAUCCAAACACUAGACUGAACUUUAAUCACAAGCUGCACGACUGGAGUCCAAAAACAGGAACAAUGACCUUUAUUGGAUCCGAUGGCCAGAAGACGGAGACACAGGCUGAUCUGAUCGUAGGCUGUGAUGGAGCUUUUUCAGCUGUCAGGAAACAGUUCCUUCGGCAAAGUCGCUUCAAUUACAGCCAGACGUACAUUCCCCAUGGGUAUAUGGAGCUCACCAUGCCUCCGAAAGAUGGAGAUUUUGCAAUGGAGCCCAAUUAUUUGCACAUUUGGCCCAGGAACACUUUCAUGAUGAUUGCCCUGCCCAACUUGGACAGGACGUUCACAUGCACCCUCUUCAUGCCCUUUGAAGACUUCGAGAAGAUCCGCACCGGCGACGAGCUCCUCCGCUUCUUCCACAAAUACUUCCCUGACUCUGUGCCUCUGAUAGGAGUCGAGGCUCUGAAGCAGGAUUUCUUCCGUCUGCCAGCUCAGGCCAUGGUCUCCGUCAAGUGCUGCCCGUAUCAUCUGUUUGAGAAGUGUGUGCUGAUGGGAGACGCGGCCCACGCUGUCGUGCCUUUCUAUGGGCAAGGCAUGAAUGCAGGCUUUGAGGAUUGUUUAGUUUUUGAUGAGAUAAUGGACCAGUUCAAUGAAAACCUUGCGGCUGUGCUUCAGGAAUACACCAGAGUCCGUGUUCCUGAUGAUCACGCCAUCGCUGACCUGGCCAUGUACAACUAUAUCGAGAUGAGAGCACACGUCAAUUCCAAGUACUUCAUCUUUCGAAAAUACCUGGACAAUCUUCUGCACUUCUUCAUGCCACAGACUAUCGUUCCACUUUACACAAUGGUCACAUUCACCAGAACACGCUACAAUGAUGCUGUGAACCGUUGGCAUUGGCAAAAUAAGGUGAUCACUCGGGGUCUGUGGCUGUGUGGAUUUGUGUCUGCUGCUGGCGGGACGUAUGUGUUGGUCAAAAACUCUCACAAACUGCCCAGUAUCUCUGCAGAGCAGCUGUGGACCCGCAUACUUGCUUUAAAGCUCUUCUGAAAUGAAGAAAUCCCAAUACACUGGAAACACACUGCCGUUUAGUAUAGCCUUGACACAUCAUUGCCUUGUCAAAGAAGAAAUCUUUGGCUUUUUAAUAGACCAAAAUUGAAGACCUAGACCCUGUUUACACCUGGUGUUAGGAUGCAUUUUGUUAAAUUGGAACACAGUUAUAUGAGGGAGAACAUUUCCGUUUACAACUGGUGUUUUAAUUCGUCUCUUCUGUCCAUCUUUAACCAUUUUCUUGAUGUAUGGCCUCUUUUUCAUUCUAAAGGUUUCUACAGGUUUCACCAUUUUAAAAUUAAGACUUUUAAACACAUUUUUAAAGACCAUUAUAAAUAAAAUUUUAGAUAUUCAGGACUUAAUGCUUAUGUUGGCCUGGUUUCCAUAAAAAAAUUAUAAUUAUUUCUUAGUCACAUUUUUUAAACAAUGAGCCAAACAAGCAACCCCUAGUUGUAUACAUACACACAUCUUUCGUAAUUUUUUUGAAAAGCAUUAAAAAACUGUAUUAAAUGAAAUGUAUUAUAUGCACAACA
Messenger RNA from Danio rerio (zebrafish), 2124 nucleotides. RefSeq names its product kynurenine 3-monooxygenase (gene kmo). The record is from RefSeq and is marked validated. Gene Ontology annotation, molecular function: FAD binding; flavin adenine dinucleotide binding; kynurenine 3-monooxygenase activity. Lineage: Eukaryota; Metazoa; Chordata; Actinopteri; Cypriniformes; Danionidae. Gene Ontology annotation, cellular component: mitochondrial membrane; mitochondrial outer membrane. Gene Ontology annotation, biological process: quinolinate biosynthetic process; NAD+ biosynthetic process; 'de novo' NAD+ biosynthetic process from L-tryptophan.